CAUAACAAUUGAUUGUUCCAUUUCAUUUUCGACAAAUCAUUCAUAUUCUGACCGUGGAAGUGUAAUGGAGUUAUAUAACAAUUUAUCUGAACAAAUCACUCUUUUGAGAGAAAGAAUUCCCGUGGAGAACUAUAUUUUUGGGGCUGGAAUUACCGCAAUGGGUUUUUACUUUUGCAGAAAAUAUAUUGAAGGUGGUCAAUUCCAAAAGGAUCAUUUGAGAAUGGACGGAAAAGUAGUUAUUAUUACUGGAGCUAAUACAGGAAUUGGGAAGGAAACAGCUCUCGAUUUGGCCAGGAGGAAUGCCAAGAUUUAUCUGGCAUGUCGUGACUACGAUCGCUGUGAAUCAGCUCGUGAGGAAAUUGUCCAAGCAACAGGGAACACAAAAGUCUACAAUAGACACCUUGAUCUCAAUACUCUGGAUUCAGUCCGAGAAUUUGUUGAAGAGUUUUCCAAGGAAGAGAAGCAUCUGGACGUACUGAUCAACAAUGCUGGAGUACUCUAUCUUCCACACUCGAUAACAAAAGAUGGUUGUGAAACUACCCUCCAGGUCAAUCAUUUAAGUCACUUCCUCCUGUCUCAUCUUCUGCUUGAUCAUCUUAAGAGAGCUCCUCAAGGAAGAAUUGUGAAUGUUUCUAGCAUUGGUUACGCUUCUGGAAAAAUUAAAAAGGACGAUCUUCAUCUACAGAAAAAAUUUGGGAAGCUUCAGGCUUAUUAUAACUCUAAGCUUGCUCAAGUCCUUACAACUCAGAUAUUUGCCAAGAAAUUGGAGGGAACAAACGUUACUGUCAAUAGUCUCCAUCCUGGAGCUAUUAAGACAGAAAUCUGGAGAAAUAUGAACAUCUCGAAGCCUGUAAUAUGGAUAUUAUCACCUCUUACUUUUUUCACGAAAUCUGUUAAGUCUGGAGCUCAAACCACGAUUCGUUUAGCUGUUGAUCCUGAUUUAUCAACGGUUUCUGGGAAAUACUUCAGUGACUGUGAAGAAGUUCCAGACAAGAAAUUGAAAGGACAAGGAAGGGAUGAAGACAUCAGAGAUUUUGUCUGGAAUGAGAGUAUUCGUCUGGCCAAAAUUCCCAGUGAUUUUCGCUACAAGUGAACUUAUAUGAUUUCUGAUUUUGUAACUAGCUAUUUUUUAUAAUAAAAUUUUAUUGGUGUAAA
Messenger RNA from Phlebotomus papatasi, 1155 nucleotides. RefSeq names its product retinol dehydrogenase 12-like. Bases 65 to 1093 code for a protein of 342 amino acids. The record is from RefSeq and is a predicted model, not a curated record. The transcript is spliced from 4 exons. NCBI's taxonomy places the organism in Eukaryota, Metazoa, Arthropoda, Insecta, Diptera, Psychodidae.